AUGAAGACUCUGCUCACUGCCUUGCUGGUGGCCAUCCUGUGCAUGGGAAAAGUCCACGCACUCUGGUGCUACAGAUGUGAAAAUGAGCCUUCCAACUGGAACUGCAUAAAACUGGUGAAGUGUGCCGAAACGGACAGCUACUGCUCCACAACAGUGACCACCUCAAGACAGGGUAAGGACACCGACUACCGGCUCAGCAAGGGCUGCGCUCCCACCUGCACGGAAAACAACAUGGUCACAAGCCUAGGGUCCGUUUCCACGUCAUGCUGCCAGCGCUACGGGUGCAACUUCAGCGGGGCCACAAGCGUGAAAACCAGCAGUGCGGUGAUGGUUGUGGGAAUCCUGGCCAGUUUCUUCUACAUCUUCCGAUCGGGGUUGUAA
This is a messenger RNA of Varanus komodoensis (Komodo dragon), 381 nucleotides long. Its product is annotated as lymphocyte antigen 6E-like. The record is from RefSeq and is a predicted model, not a curated record. The coding region runs from base 1 to 381 and encodes 126 amino acids. NCBI's taxonomy places the organism in Eukaryota, Metazoa, Chordata, Lepidosauria, Squamata, Varanidae. The transcript has 3 exons. Gene Ontology annotation, molecular function: acetylcholine receptor inhibitor activity.